AUGGAGCAAAAUCAUCGUCUUGCACAUGCUUCCAGUGAGCCGUUCGCUCAUCCGGAACAGUAUCGUCGUUUGGUUGGUCGUUUGGUUUACUUGUCGGUCACUCGACCGGAGUUGAGUUAUUCAAUGCAUGUUUUGGCACAAUUUUUGAGUGUUCCACAGGUUUUUCAUUGGGAUGUGUCUAUUCGUGUCUUGCGCUAUCUUAAGGGUAGUCUGGGACAAGGUAUUUUGUUGCGACCUACGACAGAUUUAUACUUGAUGGCGUUUUGUGAUAGUGAUUGGGCGGCGUGCCCGUUGAGUCGGCGUUCCUUGUUAGGUUAUUUUGUUUUCUUAGGUCGUUCCCCCGUUUCUUGGAAGACUAAGAAACAGCCUACUGUAGCCACAUCCUCUUCUGAAGCCGAAUACAGAUCUAUGUCCCUCACUUCUCGUGAGUUGAAAUGGUUGAAGAUGUUGUUGUUUGUUCUUGGUGUUAAGCAUUCAAAGCCUAUGCAGUUGUUUUGUGAUAAUCAGUCGGCUUUGCAUAUAGCCAAGAAUCCGGCCGGUCAUCAGUUGGCAGAUAUUCUCACCACGGCUCUUGGUCGUCAGCAGUUUGGUUUUCUCUUACGCAAGUUGGGCAUUCGUGAUUUACAUGCUCCAACUUGA
Messenger RNA from Chenopodium quinoa (quinoa), 639 nucleotides. RefSeq lists its product as uncharacterized. Bases 1 to 639 code for a protein of 212 amino acids. The record is from RefSeq and is a predicted model, not a curated record. NCBI's taxonomy places the organism in Eukaryota, Viridiplantae, Streptophyta, Magnoliopsida, Caryophyllales, Amaranthaceae. The transcript is spliced from 2 exons.